UGUGUAGUGGCAGUGAAAGGUGAGUAUGAUGAGGACGAAAUAAAUGACAAUCCAUAUGAGAGCGUUCCUAUAGUUAGUGUAUUCAGGGUUAACAUUGGUAAAAGGAGUGAAAAUUGUGGCCUACAGUAAAAGUGUAUGAUUGUAGAAAUGUAUAUACGAUGCAGGGGGAUAUGACAGAACUAACUGUGGAUAUGAUAGUGAAUUCAGCAGAUGAUAAACUUAGCUUGACUGGAGGACUAGGAAAUGCUAUUGUCAAGAAAGGUGGUAAGAAAAUCCAAAAAGAAUGUGCUGACUAUAUAAGAGAUUAUGAUAGGCUUGAUGACGGGGAUGCAUUUGUUAGUACUGCUGGAUCGCUUAAGGCAAAUGCUAUUGUACAUGUAAGAGGGCCGGUUUGGCGAGGUGGCAUGAAGCAGGAAGAUGAGAUGCUAAAAGAAGCUGUAUUUAAAUGCCUGCAGCAGGCUUCUACUAGAAACCUGACAUCAGUUGCCAUACCCGCCUUAAGUUGUGGCACAUACGGAUACCCUGUAAGAAAGGCUACCGCUGUUAUAGUGGCAGCUGUGAAGAACUUCUUCCGUGAAGUUCAAGAAAGCACUGUGACGGAUAUAUACUUGUGUGACAUGAAGACAAAUACAGUUGAAGCAUUCAAUGAAGCUAUGAGCAAUGAAUUUGGUGCAACGAAUGUAAAGAAGUACAUUGACAAUCUGGAUUCAAUAAGGCAACCAUCUAAGAGAUUUUCAAGUGAGUGAGAUUUCAAAGUUUAC
Messenger RNA from Ruditapes philippinarum (Manila clam), 761 nucleotides. RefSeq lists its product as uncharacterized. Bases 159 to 746 code for a protein of 195 amino acids. Lineage: Eukaryota; Metazoa; Mollusca; Bivalvia; Venerida; Veneridae. The record is from RefSeq and is a predicted model, not a curated record. The transcript has 3 exons.